AUGUGCACUCUUGCAAAAUUACUCAUCUCACCAUCUCGUACGUUACUACUAUUUACUCGUUCUCUAUCGACUCGUCCAUCUUCGAAAAAUUACUUUUGUGAUCCUACACUUCUCACAAACUACAUUGAUCAAAAAGAUGAACUUUUACGAAGUAUUGUGGAUAAAGGUCAUCAUAAAUUUUACUAUACUCUAACAUGUAAACAACUCGUUGGAGCAAAGAAUAUCCCACGAAUAUUCCAGUAUGUUGAUUCAGAAAUCAAUCAUGAAGUCUAUGAUUUACUACUUAAUAAUUUCAAUGUUAAACAUCAAGAACAAUUCAAAUCCGAUUUAAAUUUGAUUAUUCAAGCACAACAUUCCCCAAUAAGAGAUCCGAUAUACAUCACGACGAAUGAAGAACUAAUGAAACGUUAUUCUCGUCAAUUGAAACAUUUAAUCGAUAUAAUGACCUAUGAUGAAUUUCUUACUCAACACAAACGUAUCAUGUCCUAUAAUCAACUUGGUAUCGGUAAAUUUCCUGGCUAUCUCGAUAUAGAAGUCAUUGAUAUACAACAUGGUUAUGUCCAACUUCGUCUUCAAGUUCGACCCAAAUUUCAUGCACCUAAUGGCUAUUUACAUGCUGGAUUAGUUGUAACUUUCGCUGAUACUGCAUGUGGGUAUGGCACAUUUGAUUCAAAACCGGCCAAUGCUCUCUCAUUUACCACAAUUGAAUUAAAAGCAAAUUUUUUGGGAUCAGUAAGAGAAGGAUCGAUUUUAUGCCAUGCCGAGCUAAUUCACGGUGGUAAAACGACACAAGUAUGGGAUGCACAUGUCAUCGAUGAAGCACAAAUGAAAACAAUAGCCAUUUUUAGAUGUACAAAUCUGUUGCUCUAUCCAAAAUAG
Molecule: messenger RNA, 879 nt
Organism: Didymodactylos carnosus
Lineage: Eukaryota; Metazoa; Rotifera; Eurotatoria; Philodinida; Philodinidae
Source: the annotation of a GenBank genome assembly